AUGGCCCGUACCAUUAGACUGAUCGAGCCGCCAGGCAAACAUCGGCCUGGCACUGCGUCUGCCUCCUUGACCCGCCGAGGAAGCGCACAACGGCCACCGCAAGCCACCCCGCCUCAGUUUUCACAAAGUCACGGAUCCCCAACGAACUCUCUAGGCGGUCUGUACAGCAAGAAUCUUCUAGGCUUUCCCGCCCUGCUCUUAGCUCUGCAUCCGCGCUCAGAACUCAAGAAAAACAACACCACGACUCAUUUUCUCAAAAACAACACGCUCCCGAAGCCUUUUGUUUACCCAAGUCGACGACGGCGACCUCAUUUCUUAUCUGGCUGUCUACCAAAGCACUUGCUACGACUCCUAUUCAAGAUGUCUUCCUCCACUCGUCAGGUCCGCGGGCUCAACAUUCACCCCGACCACAACAAUCAGUUCUUCUUCCGCCGCGCCAACGAGGGUGCUGUUGUUCUUACUUACACCAUCCCUCGCCGACACAAGUCGCGCCGUGAUUUGGAUGACAGCAUCAUGAAGAUCAUUACCCUCCUCGCCCAAGUUCGCAAGGAGAUGACCAUCCUGGCCUCCGAAGGACCCCUGGGCACCGACGCACUCGGUGACCUCGUUGAGGAAGCCCGCCUCAUGGUUCAUGGGGCAGUUUUUGUUAUCAACAGAUUCUACCAUGACCGCGAGGAAGGCCUCCGUACCGCUCGCCAGCGCGAGUAUGCCCUGCUCCGCCAGCAAGGCUACGGUUGUAUUCUCUACCGUGUCCACCACGCCUUGAUCACCAUUCGGCGUGAUUUCCAAUUCCAUUACCAGCAAUUCAUUGCCAGCCGAGAUUCUAGAAUCUCUAAGCUCCACGACGCCCUCCACAAGGUUGAGGUUCAGAAGCUUGCCCUGAUCGCUCAGGGUGGCACUACCCCUUACUAG
Messenger RNA from Fusarium vanettenii 77-13-4, 912 nucleotides. RefSeq lists its product as uncharacterized. The record is from RefSeq and is a predicted model, not a curated record. The coding region runs from base 1 to 912 and encodes 303 amino acids. Lineage: Eukaryota; Fungi; Ascomycota; Sordariomycetes; Hypocreales; Nectriaceae. The transcript is spliced from 2 exons.